UUUAGAGGUUCACAGUGUUGCAGACUUAGGGACGCUUAUUAGAAGCUGCAGAACUUCCCCACUGAGAACGUGUGGGUUCUGAAGUGCAUGUCAGGUAGAUUUCCAUUUUAAUCCUUUGUCAAUUUCCAUUUUAAUCAUAGGAUGUUGCCAUACUGCAAUUUCAUACCUGAACCUAGUUGCUAUGGAAAGGAGCCUUGCUCAUCUGGUCUUAGCUGAGACCACUGCAGAGAUUCUGGGCUUAAACAGGAAAUCAAAGAAUGGUUUGGAAAAUGGAACCAAAGACAUGGGUGUUCCUGGCUGGUUAGUAGUAGGUCGGUUGUAGUAGACCUACUGCAGUAGACUGGGUACUUCCGGCUGGUUAGUGCUGUAGUAGGUGGGGAUUAAAAAAGGUAAGCGUUCUUUGGAAGGCUGUUGUGUAGGCAUGCUGCUAGCCUAGAAUAGCAAUUAGCUAGCAUUUAUAUUGUGCUCACCAUGUGUCAAGCUCUGUUCUAAGCACUUUAUACAUACUGAUCAUUUAAUCUUUACAAUGACCUGAGAGUUAGGGGACACUACUAUUACCCCCAUUUGGCAGGUAAUGAAAUUGAGGCCUUGAGAGGAUGAGGCUCAGGAGGGGGCUUAGAUCACUCCUGGAGGCUGCUAGCGGUUUGACUUGGCUAGUGUUUCCAAAUGUCUACCUUGCUGCCCCAGGAGCACAUGUUUCUCCACUCCUGUGAGCAUCCCCCCACCCCAGACUAUUUUCAGCCAUAAGCUCUUGGCCCUGAUGGUUUAGUUUUCUUACCAGUUCCCCUAUGAGGUUGGCCUGAUCUGGAGGCAGCAGAAGGGCCUCUGGACCCCUGACCUUUUGGCUGGAAUAUUGCCAUAGAUUCAUCCUUCCUACAGUGUUUGAAGUAGGUUCAUCAUUCAGGUCUCCUGGAGUUGGAGAGAUUCAUUCAUGCGUCAUUACAUACUGACAGUGUGUUAUCACAGACAGUAAAUUUUAGGUAAGCAAAUGGAAUGUGCAAAUAUUCAUCUGGUGAAGACUUUAAUAUUUGUGUUUCCUUAAUCCUUAAUGCUUAUAGGUAAAUCAGAAACUUUUUGAGAAAUCAGAAAAUGGGGGUAUUGAACAGAAUUCAGGACUUUCUUGGAGAGAAGUCCACAGAUAUUCCCCAAACUUGCUGAUGUUUUCAACCCUCUUAUACCAUGUUUCCUAUUGGAAUAGCCUGGUGCAAGAAUGAGGUUUCAGUGUCAUGGUUUCCUGCUUCCCUCCCAGAGCACCAUAAACGACUGGUUAAAGAUCAAAGACAGGCAUAAGGAGAAGGGAAAAGGCCCCAACCACCCAUAAACAGCAUAAUUGUUCUUUGCUUAAAGGAAAGGGAACCAUUCUUCUGUAACUGUUUCCGUCAGCAGCCCAUUUCCAUCAGGCUUUAUGGACCACAUCAGGAUUCAGGAUUCUGUACAGGGCAGGGCCAGGGUUUAACCCCAGUGAUAACAAUGCCUUUGGGUGGCCCUAGCAGGCCUGAAGGGAUUGGGAGGGAAGGAGGAAAGAGAGAGAAAGAAUGUGGGGAGAGAAUAGCAAUUCCAACAAGGAGAGAGAACUGGGUAAGGGAGGAAAAGACAUGAUCAAAAAUAAAAGGACAGAAAUAGGUGCAACUGAAGUAGAGUUCUUGACUGCAUUGGGUGGCUUGCAAAUGAUUUAGUGCUUAUUGCUUAGUUCAGAUUCAAUCUAAUUUUAAAAGUUUAUAAGAUUCUGGAUGAGUCAGGAAGGGCUAUUUUGCACUUGGACUUAAUAGUGAUGAGUGCCCAGAAACGGUGAGAUUUGCUUCCCCCCACCUCUGCAAAAAAUGAUUCUACUUAUGAAAAAGAAACAUUCUGCUCUAUUGCUUCAUAGAUCUGAAUCUUAUUUUAAAUACUCUCAAUAUACAUGUAUAAAAUGUUUAUAGAUUUUUCUCUCUAAAAUUUCUCAUAUGAUUCCAGUACAUUAUUAUUAGUUUUAAGUUGAAUUCUGGGGGUCGCACCCCAGGAUUUUUGCUUCAUAUUGAACCUGGUAGUCCACUUUAUCGAGCAGAUAAGUAGGGGGAAAUAGGAAUCUAUCCUUGUGAAUGAAUGAGAAGAGAGCUGAUAUUUAAAAUUUAGCCUUAGGUUCAUGUCAUAGCUUGAUAUGCUACCACUAGAAAAUGGAGCCUGGCAAAGUUUUGGGUUCUACCUGCUUUGACGGUUCUGGGCUCGAAGGUCCCUGCUGUCAGUCCGUAGUCUGCUAAGGAUACAUGUUGCUGUGUAAACUGGCUGGUCAGUGUGGAUUGGCCUCUGGGGAUCCUGAUGCAUCUGCUCUAAUUUAGGUGGUGCAUGUCAAUCAGCUGUUCUCUGUGGUUGUGGCCAGAGGGCCACCAUAAUUUCUCUGGGUCAAUGGUAGAAAAUUGAUUCUCUAAUGUACACUGCUCCCAGAAAAUGAAACAUUUGCUUUUCAUGUAAUGCAAUAUUUUAUCUAUACCUGGUUUGGUUCAGAAGUCAAUAUAUACACACGCUUAAAUGAAAACAACUCUUCAUCUUCCCCUGUCACUUCUUAUUGUGAAAAUUUUCAUACAUGCAAAAUAAUCGAAAGAAUAAUACAAGGAACAUCUAUAUCUCCUCCACUGACGUUCAACUGUUAUUAACAUUUUGCCAUGUUGGCUUCAUGUUUUGAUCCAUCUAAUUAUAUGUCCAAAUAUUUUUAUUAUUGUUGGGCCAUUUUUCCAUUUCAUACAUCAAGUUGGUUUCAUACAUUGUGACAUUUCAUCCCUAAAAACUACAUCAUGCAUGCAGUAAGAAUAAGGACAUUUUCUUAAAGAAUCAUAGAGCCUUUAUUAUGCUGAAGAAAAUUAACGAAUGUGUUAUUAUAACAUCUUAUAUGUUGUUUAUUUUUACAUUUCCCCCAUUGUCCUAAGGAUGUUCUUUAUAGUUGUUUUUUUAAAAACCAGGAUCAAAUCAAGGUUCACACUUUACAUUUAGCUGUUAUGAAAAUGACAACUUUUCUUACCUAUUAGAGAUUCAAUAUCAGUUAUUCAAGUUCUGUUAUUCUUUCUACAGAUUUACCAGAACCUCUCACCACAGUUUUUAGGAAGAGGACUUACGUAGCAUUUCUUAUGAAAAAAAUCAUACAUAAUUAAAUGAAGAAUCUUUAAAAUAAAUACUAAGAAUAUGCUUAAAAAUUGGAAAGCAUGAACAUAGACAUUUAGAAUUAUUUUAAGAAAACAUAAAGGUUUUCUAUUUUAAUCACUACCUGAGGGCAUUUUUUAAUGGAAUGAAGUAGUGAGUACUUCUUCAGGUUAAAUAUGUUGCUUGUUUAUAUUCUCAUGUGUUUAGAGAAGAAACAAGUAUUCUGUUUGAUUUCAUGCAAAGGAGAAAACGUAUAAAAUAUAAUUUACAUGAUAUUUAAAUUUUGAUCUUUUGAUAGAACGAUCAAAGUAUAGUACACACUAGAUGUAAGAUUGGGCAUAAUACCCGUUUCGUUCCUGACGCAGCAGUGCACACUAUUAAAAUAUUUAAAAACAAACUGGUCUAUUUGAGUGCGUGCCAUGUUUUCGCAAGCCUUUAUGUUUCAUAAGCAGGCAACGGAUUCUUUAGCAUAUUUAGGAUUUUUUUCAUCACGGAACUUGCAAAGAAAUGAGGACCAGGCAAAAUUCUUAUCACUAAGAGGUGCUGAGAAAAUAACACUAGAUGAUUAGACAAAAAACAUAGCUAAUAUUUCUAUGUGAAUUUAUAUGCCAAGCUAAACUAUAAACAUUUUGCUACCCAGCAAGCCACACAAUGAGUAUAAAUCCUAAGACCAUUUGUCAAAUAAAUUAUUUAAUUUGAUGUGUGUAUAAGUCAAAAUUGCAUUUCGUAUGUCUCUGUAAAUACACAUCGGUUCUUAAAAUUUCCUGAAGGGUAUUACCACUUAGAAGUAGCAUUGCCAGUGAUUGGCCAGCUCAUGUGUUCUCACCAAAUGUCAAGUUAUAUUAGGUCUGGGGUGCCACCAAGGAGCAAUGCAAUAGUUUAACAUGACCUUGCCAAUAAUUUCCCCCCAAAAUUAUUUGGGCUGAACGUUAUUCGCAGACAUAUUUUUGUGCUGAACAUUUGUUCUGACCUGCCUACAUUUACUAUUUACUAUAUACAUAUCUUAGUCAAAUGUAUCUUUAAUUAUGGGGCUAAAAUAACACAAGUAUCGAUAUGAAUUAUCUUUAGUGAUCCUUCCAAAUAAGAUUCCCUCUCAUCAAAGAGUUUCACUUACCAUGGUUUUGGAAGACUUUAAAAAAUAAAACAGCAGGCGCUGACUGUUGUGUUUACUUUCGCUCCGGCUGUGUUUGCCUUCCCUCUCGUGAAUAUUUAUUGUCUUUCUAUUGCCUGGAAGAGGCUGGGCUGGGUGCAUCUCGUGACGAGUCACCCAGAACGGUCAGCACAGUUCCGCCAGCCUGUGUUGAGUGUGAUUAUCGAGGCCAGUGCUCCGCUGCCUCUCACAUACCAUUUCGCUGCUGGUCACUCCUCAUUAAUGCCUUUCCUAAGGGUAAUCAGAGGACCCAGAAGGAAAUUAAAUUGAAACCUGACAGUAUUUCCACCAUUAUUUUUCUUAUCUGUGGUUGGGCCUCUGAGUUUGGUUCUAGAACACUCCAAGGACUUGAGUUAUCUCAAGGAGGUUGAUGAAAUUCCUGCUAUGAAGUUAGCUUUGAUUACAAAAGAAUGUGUCAUGGCGUACAACAUGUUGUAAUUGGAGGUUUGGAGCUAGAUGGAGCUGGAGUUGAAUCCUGGCUCCAUCCUGGCCGACUGAGCCAGUCUCUGGAUUGCCAAGCAUCAGUUUCUCCAUUUAUCAAAUGGGCAUAGUAAUACUGAACCCAUAGGGCUGUGUGAGGAGUAAUGAAACACCAGGAAAGCCUGUAGCCCAGUUUACGGCACAUAGCAGACCUCCAGGACACAGUAGUGCCCUUCUUUCCUCAGUGGCACUUUUUUGAGGGGUGAAGAAAGAGUGGAGAAGGGAGAAGAGGAAGUACGUCAAUAAAUAAUAGGAACUCACUUACACCUAUUAAAAGGUUUAUGCCAAAAAUUUUCACACUGCGGGCUGCUACCCGUUAGAGGGUUAUAACCAUAAUUUAAAGAAGGAAGAAAAGGGAAUGAGAGAAGAGAAAACAUCAAAAUUCAUUUAAGUACUAAAAAGAGGAUUGUUUUGGCAAACAUUUUUUUCAGUGAUAUGGGUACAUGUGUAUACUGGAUCAUGAUGUAGAAAAUAUUUUUUAUUGGAAGUGGUGAUUGACAGGUAUGAGACACAUUAGGUUAGUUCCAUAUUCUUAAUGCCUCAUAGAUCAGAGAGCAUUGAAAGUUACUUGUAAAGUACAAUGUCAUGCAGUAAGUUUGUGAAUCCUAACAGCCAUGCUGCUGUUUGUGCCAAUCAUGCCCCACCCCACAGCUUUCCCUGGGGUUCAGUCCAGCACAGUCAUCCCACAGGUCUCAGCUCAGCAGUAAGAGACCACACCAUCCUGUGCAGGAACUAUGAGCUUACCUGUCUGUAUCCUGCAAGGGAUCUGUCCUGUGUAUCUGCAUAUCCCCUGAGCCUGGCACAUAGAUGAGAUUGGGCACAUACGGGGUGGUAUGGCCAUAGACGAGCCUGGCAUUUAGAAGGUACUUGAUAAUAUUAGGCACCUUAGUGACUAUGAGGACUGUCUUGGCCUCUGCACUUAGCCCCUAGCUUAGGAUGAGGCCCAGGCUAGUUUCUUUUGGGAAGGCAGACAGAGUUUACAUAAUCCAGAAGAACUGGAUUAGGAUGAGGCUUUGAGGAGCCUGAUCCGUGUGGACUGGUAGCCAGGGUUCACUAAGCCUGAAUAUCAAGGGAUAAAGUAUCCCGCUACUGGGACACGCUCACGUCUUCUGAUCUGUAAUGAACGUAAUGGGAAUUUACUUUCACUACUUAGAGAUUUGGUUUCAAAAUAUGACAUGUUUCUAAAAACAUUUCUUAUGAAUGCUCGUUUAUUUCCUUUUGGGCUAAAUUAGAAUUUGUACAAUGGGAAAAUAAUUCCCACCUACCAGGGACUUUAUAGAGAUUAAAUGAGGAAAUGUUUGUAAACUUGAGACUAUCGAAUAACACCUAAGGGCCCAAAUGUCAGUCCAUUGUUUUAUUUAUAAUAACAAAUGGAAAACUGUUGUCUCAUAUUUCUCCCUUAAAGAUAAAAGGUCACCUUGUUAAAAGUGACCGUUUCUAUCAAAGGAGUCUGUGGCAUGUAAGAGUUCUAGUUAUCCAUCCACUGCAGUGUGCCCGGCCUGACUUUUUAGUUACAUACCUCAUGGAAAAAAUUAGACCUUUACCCUUUCACAUAGUAUCUGACAUGAGAGGAUGACAGUUUUCUUUUUUCUUUUUUGGUUAUAAUUGGAUGAUUGAAAACAAGGCAAGGAGAUACUUUGAGCCAAAUAAAAAGGUUCCAGUGUAUAUGUAAAAUGAUCUGGUUCUUAGUUACUGUAUUGGACCAUUGGCAAUAUCUAAUGCAUUCUGGUAUCUUUUGAAGUCGUUGUAGGGAAUGAUAUUUACAAAUCACACUUUGCGUUCUGUCCUAUUUGAAAAUGUUUCUGAAAGGUGCCUUUGAUGUGUAAGUUCUGCCUGUUUAUGAUGAUGUAUUUAUUAUGGAAUGAUGUCAGAUUAGAAAAGACUUUGAGAUGAAGCCCAGCAGAUUUAUCCUAAAUCAUGGUGAAAUGCAAGGUUAAUGCGAGAUAUAGAUAUGUGUGCUUAAAGCUCUAUUGAUUAUGUGUCAAGGGCCUGUGCAAGAGUACACUUCAGUAGGUCUUCUUUAAAUGUUUUCAGAUGAGUGCUUUACAGAGUGGUUCCUAGGACAUCAAGGAGUGAGAGAGAUACAGACAUAGCCACACAUGACACCCUUGUCUUUGAAGGCUUGGAGCUCCUUCAAAUCUCUAGAGGAAGGAGAAAUCAAUUAUUUUUCUGUUCUGUUUCAGUUUUUUUUUUGAGACAGAGUCUUGCUCUGUUGCCCAGGCUGGAGUGCAAUGGUGUGAUCUUGGCUCACUGCAACCUCUGCCUCUUGGGUUGAAGUGAUUCUCCUGCUUCAGCUUCCUGAGUAGCUGGGAUUACAUGCGCCUGCCACCACAUCCAGCUAAUUUUUGUGUUUUUAGUAGAGACGGGGUUUCACCAUGCUGGCCAGGCUGAUUUGAACUCCGAACCUCAGGUGACCUGUCUGUCUCGGUCUCCCAAAGUGCUGCGAUUACAGGCAUAAGCCACCAUGACCAGCCUCUGUUUCAGUUCUUAUAGUUAGUGUUACUAGGAAGACUUUGGCUUUUAGCUUUAGGAGACCUUGUUUUUAGCAUGGGUUCUAGAAUAAUAUUUAUGAGCUGAGUACCCAGAACAUUUUAGCGACCAAGUAAAAGGAUUAUUAUUGAUUCUUCUAUGCUCAGGUUGGCUAUUUGAAUUCAGUAAUGUCCUGCUCAUGGGUCUAACAGUUCCUCAGGCCUCUCUAGUUGAACCUAAAUAUGGACACAGACCUAACCAUGAAAACAGGAAGUGAUGAGAAGAACCAGGUUGAAGCAGCAAUGAUUGUUUCUUCCAUCACUGGAAAUCCCAUAUUAAUUUUAUUUAUUCUUAGCUGUGCAUUUUUCUUGGCACAGUCUUUGAGGGAGUUGCCUUGUGUUUGACUUCUGUUUACCUUUUCACACUCUCUGUUGACUCAUUCUUAUUGAAUUCUAGGAGGAGGCAGAAGAGAACUAGUUUGAUGUGUGCAUUCUUGCACAGCAUCUGAUCGAUGACUGGACCAGUGGUCUGUUGUACUUCUCCAUCAGCUCAGUGAUCUAAAAAGCCAUUUGGAUAAAAAUCUUUGAUUAGCACUGUGAUGCUCAUUAUCCAUCAAAAGCAGGUGCAAACCAAACACAGAGAACUUGGAGAAACAGGAUGGCUGAGCUCAGCCAAGGGCCUAUAGAUCUGGGAUGUGGAGCAGGAGUUGGAUGGUUGCCUGCCAAUACUGAAUUUGGUUUUUAAAUAUGACUCCUAUAUCCAUUAAUUGAUCCAGAGUGUGAAUUCCAGCAAAUUCAGGCAACGCAUGGAGUGGCAAGAACACUGCAGCAAACACACACAUCAGUGCAGAAAGAUGUGCCCUGUAAGUAGAUGUAUUUUUGAUGGCCUGUUUGGAUAACCUGCACUGUCUUCUCCUGCUUACUCUCCCCACUAUCUGCCCAGUCUCCUGGGCUUUAUGCAUUUCCUGCCACCACAGUUACUUUCUGAAAACAUGGUUCUGAUCAUACUGUUCUCUUGCUCAAACACCUUUGAUGGCUUCGUAUUGCCUAUAGGGGGAAAAAAUUGGGUUUCUGUUAGACAUUCAGGACUUUUCACAAUCUACCUCCUCUAUCCGCUUCCAUUUAACUUCCUUCUCUCCAGCCACACUGGUCUGCUAGCUUUGAAACCUUCACCAGAUUUCUUAACCUAAGCCUCAUUAUCCUCAUCUGUAAAAUGGGUAUAAUAGACUCUACCUCAGAGGAUUAAGGAUUCAUUGGAAUAUCCAAUCUAAUAAUGAGCUUAGCAGAGUUUCAGGCACAUGGUAAGGAAUUAAAAUAAAAGUUAGAUAUAUUUAUAAUUUUCAUUAUUAUCAACAAAACACAGUGAUUUGACCCUUUACUCAUACUGUUCUUAUGCCUUCCGGCAUUGGAGUGACUUUGAUCUUUAAGGCACAUCUGUAAGGCUAUGCCUACCUUUGCAAAGAUAUUCUGAAUCUCUCAAUCAAUUAUUGAACUCUUUCUUUGUGCAUCCACUGUACUUUGCAUGCCUCAAUUACAUCACUUGUCAAAGAGCCUGCUUUGGAUUAUGGUUGCGUUUGUCUUCCCAUUUGAGUUGGUUUCCUGCUGAGAUUGGAACAUAGAUGUUCUCAGCCUGGAGUGGGAGGUGGGUUGGGGUAGGCAAGGUCAAGUCAGCCUGUAAGAGCUUUGCUCCUUGAAAGGACUACUUUGCUUCUUAAAGAGCAAGUGCGUGAGGAAUUGAGAAUGGGUGUUACAAUCCUGCAAUGCAAUUCUGAUGCCAAUCAUGUGGCGUUAGCAUCAGUUCCGCAAGUGGAGGAUACAGACCCCAACAAAAUUGCUCUCACUUCACGUCCAGGAGUCUCUAGAUCACCUACACUUUGGACCAACUGGCUGCAAAUUUAUGAGUUCCCACAACCCCUCAUAUGAUAAUUAGCUGGAACCAUUCACAGGUCUCAGGACAGUGCUGUACUUAAGAUGAUUGUUUUAGCAUAACAGUUACAAAUCAAGAUCAGCCAGAUGAAGAGACACUUAGGGCAAGGUUUGAGAGGGUCCUGGACAUGGGGCUUCCCUGUCCUUGUUCUGUGAGAUCAUGAUGUGUUAUCUUUCUGGCACAUUGAUGCAAUCAUCAACCAGGGAUCUCUACUGAACAGUAUCCAGAGUUUUUAUUGGGGUUUCAUUAUGUAGGCAUGAUUCAUUGACUCAUUGGUGAUGUGAUUAUUCAAUUGCCCCCCUUCUUCCCUGGAAAAGGUCAGCUGAUCUUAUCCGGCUCAAAGCCCCAGCCCUCUAAUCACAGAGUUGGUUUCUCUGGUACAGCCACCCCUGUACCAGAGAAACAUCUUGAUCACAUCCCCUUAGGUAUGGUCCAAGGAGCUCAUGAAUAACAAUGACAUUCCAAUUACUUGGAAAAUUUUAAGUAUUUAGAGUAUGCCUCCUAGGAACCAGGGACAAAGGCCAUUCAAAUUCUUUAUUAAACAACAGGCAUGCUUCACAUUGUCCCCAUCAAAGCUACCUUUGAUGGGUUGCCUCAUCACAUCCUGAACCUUCCCACCCCAUCAGGACAUGAAUGGUAGCCUAAAGUCCAUCAUCUUCAGUCCGUCAAUAGAAGCUGGGGAAGAUUAGAAGUAGUUUGCUGCCUGUGAACAGGAGGUGUGUGGGGGCACCUAAUCAUGGGCGGACUCUUAAUAUAACUCUCUAGAUUUUGUUUUUAUAGAUACACGAGUCUGUCCUAUUAGCAAACCGCAUUCUUGAGGUCAGGAAUCGUCCUAAUUGCCUUUGCCUACACAGCACACCUGCUGUGUGCUCAGAAACUGGCCCCCUGUUGGAACAGCUUGCCCAUCUAGCUUUACUGGGGGCAUGGUGAGUUAUUUUGGCUGUCCAAGUGAUACAGCUUAGCCUGAUUCAAGGCAUCCCCAGCCAAGAAAGCUGACUCAAUGAGAAGGAAUAGAGGAUGGGUGUGGUGGCUCACAACUAAUCCCAGCACAGAGGGAGGCUGAAGCAGAAAGAUUGCUUGAGGUCAGGAGUUCAAGGCCAGCCUGGACAACAUAGCAAGACUGUCUCUAACAAAAAUAAAAAUAAAAGAGAAGCAAUAGACCUAUCUUUCCAUGAGGAUCCAUGUGAUGAUCCCAGCUGCUGCUGGCCAUGCUUGAACUGAUAAUGCCCUUGAACAUUAUUGAGCACCUCCUCUGUUUAGGUGAAAUAUUGAAAUUUAUCUCUUGGUUACUGGUCACUGACACGCAAUGGAACAAAGGAUUACAAGAAUCAUGUUGUCUAUAAAGGUAGUCUAUGAAAAUCACUUUGUUACGACACUGUUUUCCAAAGUCUUAGGAGUGAACCAUGUGUUUACACAUCAGGCCAUAUAUGCAUUUACUGGUAAAUCACAUUUUUUUUUUUCUGGAAAUAAGUUUGAUGGUUUCAUUUCCUGAAAAUGAAAUUUAGUCGGGGAUUAAUGGAUGGUCAAUUCCUGAUGAAUGAAAGGUCUUAACAGGCUCUUGUGGAAGAAUCUUCUUUUCUCAUGUGAUUUUCCUUCAAUGUUCUGCCUUUUCUCCCACAUUUCCAGAACUUUAAAAAUAACUCCGUAGGAUCUGUGCUUCCCCCAACCCAGCCCUUCCCACCUCAUCUCUCCUUUUCUCUCUCUUUCUCUCUGUAUGAAGUCUUUUCUGUUGCCAGUGACGUAGUUCUCUGAUUCUCUUAACAUUAAGGGGAAUUCUAUUUAAAAAUUUCUAGAUGCUUACAGCACGUAAUAAUUAAGGGUUAUUCCUAUCAGAAAUAGAAACACCAUAUUAGAACAGUUCUUCCUCAGAGGCUACUAAAGAAGGAAAAUCCUAUUUAGAGGGUUUGCCUCUGUGGUCUUUUUUAAAAACAGUAGUUAUGUAAUGUCAGGUUUAAUUGGCUGUGAGUCAGGAAGCUGGUUUAUUUGUGUGCCUCUUGUGUCAUAUAUACCUGCAGGGCUGAGUGGUCCGUAAAAAGCACUUAAGAUUUGUAUACAGGGGCUGCUGCCCAGGAAGUGUCCUGCAGAAUGACAGUUUGGCAGAUGUUGAAAGAAAAGCAUAUUGUUGUUGGGUUUUUUUUCUUUAUACGGUGAUGAGUAUAUAACAGGGACUGGACAAACAUGUGUUGAUUGACUGUAAAGGGACCUUUACUCUGAAUGGGAGACAGCAGUCCCUGAUCUGAUAGCAAGCUUCCCAAGUCUGGCUUCUUUUUCUGGUCUAUAGUGGUGGGUGAGGAACAAUUGCUACCUAGGAUUUAAAAAUUAAUUCCCUAGCAGGAGAAAACAGGUGGUAACAUAAAAGAAGUCCCUGAAUGAAGGAAGGAUCAAGUAAUUCCCAGAAGAGACCAGCAGGGAAUGUUUAAGACCUUACCUGUCUGUAGCAAUGCAUAGACACGUUAGAAGUUACGUAAGUCCAGGGGUUUUGCCAAUAUGGAAUGGGGACGGGCUGAUUAUUAAAUUGUGACAGUGUGGAGCCUUGCUGUGCUAAAAGAGAAACAUGUCUAGGAGGUAAACCCAUGAAUAGAAAGAAUCUUGAAGGUGAAAAGAUAAUGGUGGACAUUUGAGUGAGAAUGAGUGAGAUGAAGAGGAAACAGCCCUGCUGCUGGGGAGACCGUGUGCCUCUUGUCCACGUUUGAAAUGUAAUGGAGGCUUUUUCAGUGAACUAGCUGUUGAAGGUUUAAGAGAGAAUACUGGUUGGAGCCGAGUGUGGUGGCUCACGCCUGUAAUCCCAGCACUUUGAGAGGCUGAGGCGGGCAGAUCAUGAGGUCAGGAGUUCUAGACCAGCCUGGCCAACAUGGUGAAACCCUGUCUCUACUAAAAAUAGAAAAAAAUUAGCCAGGCAUGGUGGUGGAUGCCUGUAAUCUCAGCUACUUGGGAGGAUGAGGCAGGAGAAUUGCUUGAAAUUGGGAGGUGGAGGUUUCAGUUAGCCGAAAUUACGCUGCUGCACUCUUGAGCCUGGGUGACAAAAGCAAAACUCCAUCUCAAAAAGAAAAAGAAACAAAGAGAUUAUCAGUUGGUUUUUUGCUUUGCUUUUGUGGACAGCAUCACUGCUUUCAAGCUGCUUUGCACUGAAUUUGGAAAACAAGUAAGGACUGGUUGAUAGGGCAGCAGUUGUGGGAACUUUAGAACAAGUGUUCUCUGUUAUGUUGAAGUUCGCAAGAGCAACAGAAGGAUUCACACCACAUGGAGAGUUUAAGAAGGCCUUCAAAUGGUGUAGGGGAAGAAGGAAGGGCUGUGCUUGUUCACAGAAUCUUAGGUUCUCAGAAACUCUGCAAUAAAUAAUUUGGGCCAUAUCCCUGUGACUGGUCCAGUCAUUAGCUCACAGUUAGCCUUUAAUAAAGAUUUACUGAAUAAACAAAAGAAGAAAUAAGAAAAAAACAUGGCUCAAGUCAGAUAGAAGACUUUGAAAAAUAAAAUUCUGAUCAAAAAAGUGUUAAUUCUUUCAGAGUUUCAGAGAGAGAAACAGGGAAUACAUCUUUUAACAAAAGGGUGGAGGAAAAGCAUCACAGGACAUCCCUUGGGAGCUUUCUAAGCUCAGAUGAGCCUAACACACAGUUUAAAAGACAGAUGACUGAGUGUUCAAAGAUGGCAGACACAGUAAGGACGGGAUCAGGGAAGCCCAAGCCGUGCUUGUGAACAAUUCUAAAGACAGAGUGGGUUUCAAAAGUGCUUAUAUUCUAAGAAAACAGUGAAACCCUGGCUUGGGGAGGAUAAUUGUGAUAAUAAAUGGUGAUAGGAAAAAUUCCUAUUUAGCUUGUACACAAUUUCUACUUAGCUUUUAUCCUUUCAACGAAGAAGAACAAAUUUACAACUAGAAAAGAUCCAAAAACAUCAUUAAGAAAUCAAAGUAAAAGUUCGGAGAGCCAAUAGUCAGAUAGCAUCAAGUCGUUUUGAGUUGCGUUAAAUACAUUUGAAUCUCUCCAUCCAGAGGGUGGCAUCUUAGGAACCUGAGAACACCCUGUAGAUGUGAUCUUGGAACUGAGUCACUGGAAUCAUGUCCCUUAACAGUGAGAGUGGAUGUGGUAGGGGAGUGAAGGGACCAUUCCCUUUUGGGCUCAGGUUUAGUUACUUUACCUUGACGCCCCUCAGUUUUCUCACCUAUAAAAUGGUGAUGUUGUCUCAGCCCCUCUGCAAAAUGAGCAUUCUGUGUCUCAGUUGCUGAUAAUAAUAGUAUUUCCCGGGCUGGGCACGGUGGCUCAGCCUGUAAUCCCAGCACUUUGGGAGGCUGAGGCGGGUGGAUCACGAGGUCGAGAGAUCGAGACCAUCCUGGUCAACAUGGUGAAACCCUGUCUCUACUAAAAAUACAAAAAAUUAGCUGGGCACGGUGGCACGUGCCUGUAAUCCCAGCUACUCAGGAGGCUGAGGCAGGAGAAUUGCCUGAACCCAGGAGGCGGAGGUUGCGGUGAGCCAAGAUCGUGCCAUUGCAGGAGCAAAACUUCAUCUUAAAAAAAAAAGAGUAUUUCCCACUUCUUCUGGUUACUGCAAGGAAUAAAUAAGAUAAUCUACGUAAAUAAUUCACAUAGAGUAGACACUGUAUAGAAGUUGGCUAUCAUUACUACUGCCUAUUCUCUUUGAGAAAUUGUCAGCAAAAGAAAGCUUUAAGGAUGGGAAAACAUCCCAAGUUUUAGAAAGGGGAAGAGGGGAAUUGUAGAAAUUAUAGCCUAAUUGAUGUGACAUUAAUUCCUGGCAAAAUUCCCACAUGGAUGAGUACAGGAUGGUUUGUGAAGACUUCAAAAUAAAAAGUCCUUAUAGGUUCUGUCAUAGUUUGCUAGGCUUGCUGUGGCAAAGUACCAUAAAUGGGGUGGCUUAAAUAACCAAAAAAAGCUGGAGGAAAAGCAUCACAGGACAUCCCUUGGGAGCUUUCUAAGCUCAGAUGAGCCUAACACACAGUUUAAAAGACAGAUGACUGGGUGUUCGAAGAUGGCAGACACAGUAAGGACGGGAUCAGGGAAGCCCAAGCCGUGCUUGUGAACAAUUCUAAAGACAGAGUGGGUUUCAAAAGUGCUUAUAUUCUAAGAAAACAGUGGAACUCUGGCUUGGGGGGGGGAUAAUUGUGAUUAGAUGGUGACAGGAAAAAACUUGUUGUCUCAUGGUUCUGGGGGCUUAAAGUCCCAAAUCAAGGUGUCCGUAGGAUUGGUUUCUUCUGGGGGCUGUAAGGGAAGAAUUUGCUUCCAGCCUCUUGCCUUGGCUUCUGUUGAAUAGAUGGCCAGCCGUCUUAUUCCAGUGUCUUCACAUUAACUUCCCUUCCUGCGUGUCUGUGUCUGUCUCGUUUCAUAAGUACACCAGCCAUCUUGCAUUAGGGCCCACACCUGUGACGUCAUCUAACUUGAUUACCUCAGCAAAGGCCCUAUCUCCAAAUAAGGUCACAGUCCCAGGUCUGUGGGGUUAGGACUCUAAUGCACUUUUUGGCCUGCAAUACAUACACGAUUCAACCUCAACAGGUUCACUAAGAAAAAGUCAAACAGAGCAAAAUUAACUGUGUUUUUGAUGCUAGAGAAGAAAGGAAAUAUAUGCACAGUGAACUUCAGAAUUUUUGAAAACAAAUUCAAAGCUGUUAUUUAUUUAUUUUUUGAGAUGGAACUUCACUCUGAUACCCAGGCUGGAGUGCAGUGGCACCAUCUCGGCUCACUGCAGCCUCCACUUCCCAGGCUCAAGUGAUCCUCCCACCUCAGUCUCCUGAGUAGCUGGGACUUACAGGCAUGUGCCACCAUACCCAGCUAAUUUUUUGUAUUUUUGGUAGAGAUGGGUUUCACCAUGUUGCCCAGGCUGGUCUAGAACUCCUGACCUCAAGUGAUCCACCCACCUGAGCCUCCCAAAGUGCUUGGAUUACAGGUGUGAGCUGCCGCACCCAGCCUCAAUGCUGUUAAUUUUUUUGUAUAUCAAUGACACCUCAAUAAAGCUUAAAAAAGAUUAGUGUUAAAAAAAAGUGAAGCAAUAAUAGAGAGGUUUUCUGAAUUACAAGUUGGCUACAGUGUCUGUUUCUUCCUUUGACACGCAUAUUUUCAUGAUUUCACUAGUAUUUUCAAGGAGUAAUAAUCUUUUUCUCUUUCACCCAGGACCUUUACUUUGUGACAUUAUGUACUUAGUAAGCUUGUAAAACAAUUAGAAAAUUGUUGUCUGAUAGAUUGUUCUUGCUUGUAGGAGAAUGGUAUUGAAAUAUUCAUAAGGAAAUGAAUUUCAGUUUCAAAUGACAAGAAGAAAUAUGGUUUCAAAUUUUAUAGAAAAUGACACAGUUCUUGCUUUAUUUUAAAAAGCAGGGGGAAAAACUCAUGAUUGUGACCUUGGCUCUAGUUCAAUAUACAGAUUUUAAUGUGGGGAUUUAUAAUCUUAAUAUUCCUGCAAUUUAGGAUUUGUACUUCAAUUUCACAAUUUAAUUAUUAAUUUUCUCAUGAAACUUUCUCAGAUAGCUGCACUUUCUCAAAACUUCUUUUAUUAUUUUAUUAAGUAAUGAAGGAUUCUAUCUGUAUUUCAAGAGUUAGUGAAAUAGACUUUUGUGACUGCCAUUUUUUGUAAAUGGGCUCCUAAAAAAAGCGUGAAGGCAGCAUAGUUAUGUCCCAUGAUAAGAACUGGGUUGGUCUUGCUUUGUUUUCAGUAGACAAACUCCCUGGUUAGGCUAUUCUCCCAGUGAACUUUAUUACCUGAUAGAAAUCUUAUCCACCAAUUGAAUUACUUUGUGUUUUGAAAACAGCAUUCUUCUUCCUUGCUUGCUCCUGACUUGGAAAACAAAUCCCAAACACACCGCUCUCUUUUCAUCCUCAUAAUCAGAUCUUAGCUUUCAAUGCCUCCUAAAUACCGUCGAGUUAAUUUUUUGAUAACUCUUUGUCCAUUUGUACAAAAGCACAUUUGUGCUUUUUGGCCCCGUGGUUACAACCACACUGAAAAGAUGCCAAAUGGAAAACUCUCUUGGUCUUUAAAGAAAGGGCAAAACUACUUCUCCCAAAUGACAUGAGUAGAACUUCUCCUGUCCCUCAAUAAAUGGAUUUGGGUACUUUUCUUCUUUCCUUAGAGUUCCUACUGAUUCUUUCUAUUUUACCACUUGAGUGGCCAGAAAAGUUAAAAUGGACAUUUUUAACUUUUCUAAAAACUGUUGUUUCAAAAUAUGACGUCUGGACCCUGCUGGAGACUGUUAGAGCUGUCCCCCAUAUGGCUUUUGAGGGGUGGAAAUGAUCAGUGGGCAGGGGCCAACUCCAUCUCUUGGGGCCUCUGUCUUUGUCAUGCAAUGGGGGAUAAUCUCUGCAGAGGAAUUGUCAGGAAGAAAAGAGAAAAAGGGUAAUUAUGAAGAACUGGGGGCUGGGCUCAGUGGCUCAUGCCUGUAAUCCCAGCACUUUGGGAGGCCGAGGCGGGCAGAUCGCCUGGGGUCAGGAGUUCAAGACCAGCCUGGCCAACAUGGUGAAACCCCGUUUCUACUAAAAAUACAAAAAAUUACCCAGGCAUAGUGGGCACACCUGUAAUACCAGCUAGUUGGGAGGCUGAGGCUGGAUAAUCGCUUAAACCCUGAAGGCAGAAGUUGCAGUGAGCUGAGAUCAUGCCAUUGCACUCCAGCUUGGGCAACAAGUGUGAAAUUCCAUCUAAAAAAAAAAAAAAAAAGAACUGGGCACAGCUCAAUAAAUGGGAACACAUAUGACUGCGUGAUAGUACUUUUCCAACAGCCCUCCCUUGCCCAGUCAGUUUUCUUUCUGGAACCAGGCAAUGUUUUCCCUAUUUCACUCUUCUAGUCUUUUCAAGUGUGUCAAUUGUUUGAGCUGUAGCAGUGCAGUGAUGCCCACUGAUGACCUGGGUUUUGAAUGUGACUUUGAAAGUUGAAGUUUUGCCUUAUUACAGGCACAGCACUCAAGAUUUCCAAAGUACUCGUGUAUAAAGUGAAAUGAGUCAGACACAGAAAGAGAAACAUUGCAUGUUCUCUCACAAGAGAGUCUUGCUCUGUCACCAGGCUGGAGUGCAGUGGUGCAAUCUCGGCUCACUGCAACCUUUGCCUACUGGGUUCAAGUGAUUCUUCCGCCUCAGCCUCCCAAGUAGCUAGGACCACAGGUGUGUGCCACAACGCCUGGCUAAUUUUUUGUAUUUUUAGUAGAGACGGGGUUUCACCAUGUUGGCCAGGAUGGUCUUGAUUUCUUGACCUCGCGAUUUGCCGGCCUUGGCCUCCCAAAGUGCAAUUUUUUUUUUUUUUUUUAAAGAUGAUGUCUCUCUCUGUCACUCAGGUUGGAGUGCAGUGGCACAAUCUUGGCUCACUGCAACCUCUCUCUCCCAGGUCCAAGCAAUUCUGCCUCAACCACCCAAGUAACUGGGAUUACAGGUGUGUGUAAUCAUGCCUGACUGAUUUUUGUAUUUUUAGUAGAGAGGCUGUUUUGCCAUGUUGGCCAGGCUGGUCUCGAACUCCUGACCUCAGGUGAUCCGCUGCCUCGGCCUCCCAAAGUGUUGGGAUUACAGGCAUGAGCCACUGCACGAGGUCCAUGAUGUGAUUAUUAUUCAUUGCAUGCCCGUAUCAAAACAUCUCAUGUACCCCACAAACAUAUAUACCUACUAUGUACCCACAAAGAUUAAAAUAAAAAAAUUCAAUGUCUGUAAUCCCAGCACUUUGGGAAGCCAAGGCAGGCAGAUCACGAGGUCAGGAGUUCAAGAUCAGCCUGGCCAACAUGGUGAAACCCUGUCUCUACUAAAAAUUAAAAAAAUAGCUGGGCAUGGUGGUGCGUGCCUGUAAUCUCAGCUACUUGGGAAGCUGAGGCAGUAGAAUUGCUUGAACUAGGACCCAGAAGGCAGAGGUUGCAGUGAGCCAAGCCGGCGCCACUCCAGCCUGGGCUACAGAGCAAGAAUCUGUCUCAGAAAAAAAAAAAAAAAAAUUCAAAAAGUACUCCUGUAUAUAUUUCACAUUGGAAUGCAUUUUCAAAUUAUUUUAGAUUCUGUCUAAAAUUUGGAUGUGGAAUAAGAGUUAAUAAAGACAGCCAAUAAAGAGACUCCAGGCGAUGAAGAUUUAUUUUACAAUGUUGAUAACUGAGGAAAGUGCACAUCCAGCAUCUCUAACGUUUUGAAUAAUAUGGAGAGUUUGUGUUGCUGUUUUUGAGGGCUGUGCUACUUUUCCCAUAUUCUGUUUCAUAUUGUGAAUUUCUAGACACAGGUGCUAUUGAGACCUAUGAGCAGAAGACAUAAAAAUUCAAUGUUAUAGCUUGUGGCUCCUUUUUUUUUUUUUUAAGAGACAGAGUCUUACUCUGACAUCCAGGCUGGAGUGCAGUGGUGUGAUCUCGGCUCACUGCAACCUCCACCUCCCAGGUUCAAGCAAUUCUCCUGCCUCAGCCUCCCCAGAAGCUGAGAUUACAGGUGUACACCACCAUGCCUGGCUGAUUUUUGUAUUUUUAGUAGAGAUGGGGUUUCACCAUGUUGGCCAGGCUGGUCUUGAAUUCCUGACCUCAGGUGAUCUGGCCUCCCAAAGUGCUGGGAUUACAGAUAUGAGCCACUGCACCCAGCCUGUGGCUUACUUUUAAAUUUGAUUUUAGUGUUUGCAUUAAAGAAAAUUUAUUCUCUGUAUGGUAUUAAUAAUACAAGGAGUUCUCCUCUGAACUGGAGAAUUGUUCUUUUCAUAAUUUAGCCACGUUUUUGGAAAUAGUUUCCCCAAAACACUGACUCAGGUGGAAUAGAUUUCUGGAAAAUAUAUAUAUCAUGUCUGUGUUCAUUACGGACUUUUCUAUUUUGCCCAUUCUAUUUUGUUCAUGUGGUCUUAUUUCAUUUUGCAUCAUUUAACAAAUAUAACAAGGUCCUACAUCAUCCUUUUAAGAUGUAAAGACUUAUAUUUAUUUCUAUAUAUAUUUUUAUUUUAAGAACUUAAUUUAUGGCUGGGCAUGGUGGCUCACACCUAUAAUCCCAGCACUUUGGGAGGCUGAGGUGGGUGGAUUACCUGAGGUCAGGAGUUUGAGAUCAGCCUCGCUGACAUAGUGAAACCCUGUCUCCAUUAAAAAUACAAAAAAUUGGGCUGGGUUUAGUGGCUCACACCGGUAAUCCCAGCACUUAGGGACACUGAGGCAGGCAGAUCAUGAGGUCAGGAGUUUGAUACCAGCCUGACCAACGUGGUGAAACCCCAUCUCUACUAAAAAUACAAAAAUUCGGUGGGUUUGGUGGUGUGAGCCCAUAAUCUCAGCUAUUCAGGAGGCUGAGGCAGGAGAAUCACUUGAACCUGGGAGGCAGAGUUUGCAGUGAGCUGAGAUAGUGCCACUGUACUCCCGCAUGGGUGACAGAGCAAGACUUCGUUCCCUCCCUCAAAAAAAUUAAAAAGAGUAAAAAAUAAAUAAAAAUACAAAAAAAAAAUUAGCCAGGCAUAAUGGCAGGUACCUGUAAUCCCAGCUACUCGGGAGGCUGAGGCAGGAGAAUCACUUGAACCCAGGAGGUGGAGGUUGCAGUGAGCGAAGAUCACACCAUUGUACUCCAGCCAGGAUGACAGAGCGAAACUCUGUUUCAAGGAAAAAAAAAAAAGAAUUUAAUUUAUAAUACAUUAGCCUUUGCAGCCUGCUAUAUAGGGUGGCCAUUUAGAGUCAGACUUAUUUCUUUUUGAGCUCUAGACUCACAUGGGAAAUUGCUUUAUCUCUCCAACCUCAAUUUUGUUAUCUGUGAAAUGGGGAUAAUAUUAAAUAAUAGCAUCUACUGCCAAGAGUCAUUGAGAGGUUUACAUGAGAUAAUGUAAAUAAAGUGCCUGACUCAUAAAUAUUACUUAUUUUCACAAUCUUUGCACAGUUGUGAGCUAGAAGGCCCAUGGUGUAGGGUAGACAAUUUUGGCCUAGCAGACUGGUGUUCUGGGAUUCUCAGCCAGAAAAAAUCCACCAAGUCUGAAAAGGGAGGUUGAGACCAAGGAGAUCAAGACUUCGGUUCUAAGUACAUAAGGUGGCGCCAGUUUUCUGUGGGGGUUAUUCUAUUAUUCAUGUUGCAACAAACAAGGAAAUUGAUAUACAGUUGCUUUUUUCAAGGUCACUUUUCACUUUAGAAGAAUAAGUAAGGGAAAUAGUGUGUUAACUGGAUUUCUGGACUACAGCUUGACCCAUUCAUUAGUCUUUCUUUUCUAUCCAAACAAAGUUAAAUUACUGUUCUGAGGUUCUUAUAUUCAGAGUGGAGUUUGUGCUUGAACCAAGUAUAAUGUUACUUGAUGUGCAAUUGGGCAGAAUAGUUAGAAAUUUGGAUGAAAUUUUAUCCUCUUCCUGUUUCUUUUUGCCUUUUCUUGUUCUGGAUUUUUUUUUCUUUUUGUCUUAGACAGGGUCUUGCUCUGUUUCCUAGGCUGGAGUUCUGUGGCACAAUCAUAGCUCACUGUAACCUCGAACUCCUGGGCUCACGUGAUCCCCCUACCUCAGUGUCCCGUGGAUUUAUGUUGAGGUUUGUCAGUGUCGGAUACUGUUGUCCUUGUAGCCUAUGAUGUGAGGAAAAGCUCAGGGGCAUUGUGUAACAUUGGGAAAUGGAGGUGGGGAGAUGCUCAUUAGAUGCUUUUGAAAUUCUGGGGGCUAAUGGAUUUUAAAUAUUAUACUGGAGUCACUGUCUUUGGGGUCAAACCUAUGAGAUUAAUUAAUGAUCAUUGGAAGUCAAGGGGUGGCCAGACAGAUGAGUCUGAAAGAGAAUCCAUCAUGGACUGCUCUGUGUUGGUUGGAAGUAAGAUCAGACUUGACUCUGCCUGCAUCCCUAGCAGGCCCUGGAAGGCUCGCCUUCUCUGUCCCAUUUCUGCAUAGCGGGAAUGCACUCACUCCUUCAUUUAUUAUUCAGUGAUGAUAAAAUUCAUUUGUUCAUUUACUUAAUGUUGACAGAGCCUCUCCUGUGAAUCAGGCUCUGUCCUAAGUACUUGGAAUACGUCAAUGAACAAAGUAGAGGAAAAAUCCUGCCCUCAUGGAGCUUCUUAGUGGAAAGAAGUAGACAGAAACCAAAUGAAACAAUAAGCGAAAUAUUAGAAAUGGAUAUGUUCUAUAGAGAAAAAUCAAGCAGGGGCAGGGAUAAGUUUCUCUAGGUUGGGCAGGGGGUUGGAGGGCAGUUUGCAAUUUUGCAUAAGUUGGCCAGGGAAGCCUACUUCUCACAUUGGAGCAAAACCUGGUACAGGCAACAGAAUAGCAAGGGCACGGAGUGAAGCUGGGGCAUGUGGGAAAAGCCAGCCAGGCAAGAAGCCUGCCAGGAAGGGAGGAAGAGGCCUGGGGACGGUGGGGACCCAACAAGGCCUGUAAGCCAUUACAGGGACUGCAGAAUCUGGGCAGCUCUGACUGAGGGGGCAGCUGCUGGGGUAUUGAGCAGAGGAGUGAUGUGAUGUGUGGCUUAGAUUUUUAGUUUUUUUUCACUUUAGCUGCUGUAAAAUUAAAGCAUUAAUGGACUAAAAAAGGGCUUUUAUGUGUGUGCGCAUGUGUGUGCACUAAAGGGACAGUCACAUAUUUACUGUAAUGGUAUCUCCUUGGGUGUAAACAAGAGUGCAUUUUGUCAUUAAAAUGACCCAAGAGUUAGCAUGAGGGAAUUGGGCCCCCUGGGAGUUUCUAGGACAUGAGUGUCAGAAGAAAGUGGUGACGCAGGAGGUUGCUGUCAUCAUCAGUGACAAAGUCAUGACCGUUGACUGGAGCAGGGUGAAUUACAUGGUGUGUGUUGCUAUAUGCGCAAAAACGUAUCUUUUAUUUCAUGAAUAAGAUUUUGGCCUAGAUUGCUUUAGAGGGAACUUGGAAAAAUCCUGCAGAAGAAUUGAAUCUUGUUUAUUUCUCCAAAAAUGACUUCAGCUCCUUUCUUUGCUCUCCCUCAUUUCAUCCUUCCCAUCUCUGCCCUUCAGUGACGAGCAGAGGUCAGGGAAUUGCCCUGACAGACCGUAUAUUUCUGAGUGGUGGUCAUUAAUUUUCCUUGGCUUGGCUGAGGAAACAUUCCUGUCACCUCUUUUGAACACUGAGCACCACCUUGGUGUGAAUGAGUUUUGACAACGGAACCUUGUUCUGCAGCCAGGGUUGAAGAAGUUGGCGAAAUUCCACUUCCUAUUAAUUUUCUUGUACAAUUUGGACACCUAGGAAAACAUCUGAAGAAAGUUUUCAUUUUGUGAGCUAAUAAUAAAUGCCAUAAUGUGGUGUGCCAGGCUGUUGGCUUUGGGUACGACUUUUGUACAGAAGGUGUGCAAAGAAUGAUUCCUGGAAAGGUUAAUUAGGAACAUGUAAUGAUUCUGUCUUUUAAACUCUUGAAACAUGGAAAUGGAUUUACACAGAUAAUAAUUCUGAAGUUUUCACAUCUCAUUUUUAUAUUUGUCAAACAUCCCCACCAGUUUCUUUUCUUGGCGGUGCAAAUGUUUGGAGAUAUGUUGUAUGUUUUUCAGCACGUGUGACUUCGUGUUUUUCUUCACAUACUGUAGUUGGGCAAGUCCGGGGUUGGAGCCUCACUGGGUAGAGUCCCAGCCAUCAUUUCAGCUUUAAUUGGUUGUAAAAUAUUAGCAGGAAGGCAAAGUUAUUUUACACCAAAGUGACUUUUUUGGGAAGUAGCAAGUUAAAUUUUAUGGUAGCAGCUGUUCUGAGCAGAAUUUGUUGGAAAGUUGAUGAGAAGCGAAAGCUUCCAACAGUCCGAUAUAAAUCGUUAGUUUAAAAAAGAUGCACACCACACAUUAACGAGGCUAUGGAAGUAGAGAAAAAUAUUUUUGGUCCAUAUUUUAUUUAUUUAUUUUGUAAAUAAUUUAAAAAUGAGGCCUUCGUUAUUUUAUACUUCAGUCUUAGUCUUUCAGAAAUAAUCAUUGCUCUGAUUUUGCAGUGGGAGCCUUUAUUUAGUUUAGAAGUCAAUAAUGAUAUGCUUAAAAAGGAACAUAACUUAGCAGAGAACCUCCCUAAAGGGAGAGUUCUGAGUGGAAAAAACACAAACUGUUUUUCCUCCGCUUUUACCCCACAGCAAUCGACACAGAAGGAUUCUGUGACCAGAUGUGUGAGGGAUUUUCCCACGCAUACCAAGCAAAUGAUCAGUUCUGCAGUGGACACCAGCUGGGUGUCCUCUGAUUCAAUUCUGACCCUGUCUGCCUGGAGAUAGCACCAGAUCCCACAGAUUGAGGGCUCAGUCCCACAAGACUGCCCCACCAACCACUUCUGAUGUCAAUCUCAAGCUCCACUUGGCUUUAUUUGUGCUUGUGACCCACUGGCUAUUAAUCAGGGUCCUUAUGACCCUCUCCUUGGGUUCUGUAAAUCUGCUAGAACCACUCUGCUAGAGUGGUUCACAUAACUCAGGGAGACCCUUACUUAGUUUACUGGUUUAUUAGAAAGACUAUUACAUGCCAGGCAUGAUACCUUAUGCCUAUAAUCCCAGCACUCUGGGAGGCUGAGACAGGCAGAUCACUUGGGGUCUGGAGUUUGAGACAAGCCUGGCCAACAUGGUGAAAAUAUCUAUUAAAUAAAUUGGUAUCUACUAAAUAAAUAAAAAUUAUCUGUGUGUGGUGGCGUGUGCCUGUAGUCCCACCUAUACUCAGGAGGCUGAAGUGAGAGAAUCGCUUGAACCCGGGAGGCAGAGAUUGCAGUGAGCCGAGAUCGUACCACUGUACUCCACCUGUGUGGCAGAGAGAAACUCUGUCUCAAAAACAAAACAAAACAAAAAAGACUAUUACAAAGGAUACUGAUGAGGAGGUGCAUAGUGUGAAGGAGGGGUGCAGAGCUUCCAUGCCCUCUCCUGCUGCACCCCCUCUAGGAACAGCUGUCCAGGAGUUCUCACUACUGUGUUCUCUUGGAGACUUCACUGGAUAGGUGUGAUUGAAGUGUGAACACCCAUGGAGAAAUGUGAUUAGACACAGAAGGGAUGAAUAGUGCUAAUAGAUGGAGUGGGGAAACCCAGCGAGACCUGUCCUUUCAGGUUUUUCUUGGCCCCUCUGUGCAGCAUUCUUUCCUCCUGGGCAUGGGGCAGGACCCCUUCUGAAAUGGGAGUCUUAGGACCCACAAUCAAAGAGUGGAGUUCAGAGAUGGAAAGGUAGGGGAAGGUGAGAGCAUAUUUUUAGUUUCUAUGGCCUGUCUUGCGGAGAAAAAGGAGCAGGCAAAAGGAGGCCAUGUUAAAGGUCUCUCUGAGAGAGAGAUUCUGUUUUCUGAGGCCUAAAGCACCCCAACAUUCUAAAACAGGACUGUCUUUCACCUUCAUCACUCUGACGCUGUUCCAAAGCUGCUUUGGGAACCACAGAGGAAAGGCCACAUACUUUAACAGAAGAGACACUUAUUUUUUCAGUCAGUUAGGAAAUAGCAAGGGUCCUGGAAGUGAUGAGCCCUGAACCAUGGAUAAAAACCAAUGUACAUAUUUCAUAGUAUCAUGGGAGUAUACUGGAUAAGUCAUUUGAGAGGGAGCUGGGACAUUUGCAUGUGUUAUUAUCUUUCUAGAACUUUCUCCCACCACACACCUUUGUCUUGUUGAUGCCUAUUUGUUAGUCCUCAGCUGUCAACAGGGAUUCCUUUUCCGGUCUGGCAAAUUCUCUCUACUGUAAACUCUUCUAGCCUUGUGUAGUUCUUCUUAGUUCUCAUUUUAUAUUUAUUUGAGUAAUUCUUUAUUCUCUGAACUCCAUGAGAUAAAGGAGAGUGCCGUUAUUUAUUUAUUUUUUUGACAUUAUUAUAUCGUCACCACCUAAAAGCAAUGCCUGGCAUGGUGAUACAUAUCUGUGAUUGAUGAAUAUUUGUUUCAUGGAGGAAUCCGUGAGUGAAUUGAAUUUGACUGGCUACAGGAAGGCCAGUACAAAGAUCAUGCCUGCAGCCUCAAGUCCAAAUACCAAAGGGGCCAGGCAGCUAAGGUAAAUGGGUGAAGCAGACUGUGAGGAACUUGAGUUGCUCUGGGCAACCGGAUAGAAUGUUCUGGACAGGUGCCUACUUGGUGGAUGUUCUCUUAUUCCUUCUGUGGAGGCGGAUUCUUCUUACUCAGGGAUGUAGGCUCCAACUGUGGUAAACUUCAAAGACUUCCGGGGAAGAUAGGACUUACUGAGUAGAGAAGACUGAGGAAACUUACACUACUCUUCAUUUAAGUCUUUCUAGAACCCACAGCAAUGGUGACUGAAAGAGGAAAUCAUGAGAUUUUAUUAACAGCUGCUGCAGAAAUAUUAUUGGAAAGAUAGAGGCACAGCUUCCCUUGCUUUUUCCUUCUGACUUGAAGAGUCACUGGAGGCCUCAGGCACUUCUGAAAUCUUGAGUGGAAAGAGCUGUUUGGCAGAGAGGACCUUGUGGGCCCAUGGAAAUCAAGAAGCCAUUGAUUUUCUGUGCAGAAUCCUGCACUGACUAAAGCCCUAAGGCCUGUCUCCCAGAGCUUCACUAGCUGUUCAGUCAGAUAAUUGUGUCUGAAUUGAUUCUGAAAAUAAUAGACCAGCCAUAAAGCAGCAUAAAAUGUUAUGAAACUACUCCAGAAGUUCAGUAAUAUCUUUGGGACCUGCUCAUAGCCCAAAUUUGUGAAUACUUCUGUAGUUAAAAAAAUAUUUUUACUUUGCCAGGGCAUUGCAAUUCUUUUCCAUCAGCGAAUUUCACUCUAUGGUCUUUUUAGAGUAUCUCAUAAUCAGUCAACAAAUCUAUUUCAAAUGUGUUUGUUGCUAAGCAACGGUUGCUAAGAGCUUCUGUAAUUAAGAUGAAAGUUCCAAGGUAACAAUGCCCAAACACAGCACCAGUUUCACCAUUUUCUGAUAAUGCAGGAGUAGGAUGUCUAAAAGGGAAAGAAGAAUCUACAAGAGCAUGGCACCUGAAAUUUCUGAAGAUAUUGGCUGUCCUGUAGCUUAUAUGAGAGAGAAUUUAUGUUUGUGUUUUAUUAAUCAGCCAGUCAUCUUUUUUUCUGGUGUGGCUGAAAUGUAAAUUCCAGACAUGAAUAGGCCUGGGAAGGCAGAAUGGAGAGUGGAGAAGGGCCUGAGGCCUCCCAGGGAGCUGGUCGGGGAGACCAGAAGGCUGCAAAGCUGGCCAACGUUUGCCAGGUGGCUGCGGAGAGUCAGCUUCAGUCCCUACAAGCCAUCCAUCCAGGCAGCUCCUGAACCAGAUCCAGGCACCUGGGCCAAGUCCCCAAGGCUGUCUCUGGGACCAGAAGGUAUAACCAAAGGGAAGCAUGGAUUUAAAUUCCAGGACAUAAAAGAAAAGUUCAGCGUACCUAAGAAGGUGCUGAAAAUGACUUUUUUGUCAAUGUCUGAAGGACACUGUCUUAUACUAAACCAUAUACAAUAAAAUUUUAAAUGAGCCUGAGUUCUGUUUUUAUUCAUGCCCUGUGGAGCGCAUGUGACUUCAAAGGCAGCUCUGUAGGGUGCAGGGAGGAACGAGUGCGCUUUUAUUUCUCAUUUUGGGACAAAUCCAUCAAACUAUUUUUGAUGGCUAGGAAACAAAACUUACAUUCCCUCUAAAUUCAUCGCAUUUGCCAGAUCCACCUUUGUUUUUUCUACAGUAAUGGUUUCUACUUCUUCAACCUUUGCAUUUCUCCUACUUUGAGGCUUUAUUUAGCAGGAAAAAGGCAAGAAUGAUGCUAGAAGAUUUCAAGGGAAGCCUUAAAUAGCCCAGUUCAUUAAGCGGUUCCCUCUGCAACUUCUCAUUUCUUCUCCCCAACCCCCAAUUUAAAACAGUUGUUUGUAAGACUUUUAAACAUGAAACAUCCCUUUCAUAGGAGUCAUGAUGUAAAAAGGAGCUCCUGGUUUCAUUUCAAUGUGAUGGGACCCCUUGGUGAUGAGCAAAUAUAGCUUCAACCUAAUGCAUGUGCACAGUGGCUGUGUGUGUGUCAGUGCAAUUCUGUCUCUUCUUUUCCACCUCAGGACUGUUCCUUAUGGCUUGUUUUUGAGAUAUUUCCUUCCUGAUCUGUCUUUGUGCUGCCUUGCCCUGUCACCCCUCAACUCUACACAUCAGGGAGACUGAUGCAGGCUGUGCUGUUUUAAUUUCUUUUUUCUUUUUUAGAGAUGUGGUCUUGCUCUGCUUCACAGGCUGGAGCACAGUCCUGUGAUCAUAGCUCACUGCAGCCUCAGACUCCUGGGCUCAAACGUCCUCCUGCUCUGUCUCCUGAGUAGUGGGGACUACAGGUGUAUGCCACCAUGCCUGGCUAACUUUUAAAACAUAUAUUUUUGGUGGAGAUGGGGUCUCGCUAUGUUGCCCAGACUGGUCUCAAAGUCCUGGCCUUCAAGCAAUCCUCCCACUUCAGCCUCCCAAAGCGCUGGGAUUCCAGAUAUGACCCACUGUACUCAGCCUUGUUUUUAUUUCUUUUGGACUGUUUGUUUCUGAUCAUUUUUAUUGCUCUUUUCCAGACUCUACAUUCCCCAUCCUCUUUGAAACUCUGAAUCCUGAUGUUCAAAUCAGUUUGGGUGGUGGGUUCUGCCUAACUUGUUAAAGAGUGAUUCUACUGAGCCCGAAGUGGUUGGUCUCAUUGUGUUAGGGUAUUUUGACAGCUCAGGGAAAAACUGCCACUCUAUGAGCAUUUAUCACUUCUCCUAAGGAAAAAAGACCCAGGCCUGAUUAUAAUGGGUCAGCAGGUGGAGGAGAAGAUAUUAUUAGCUUUGAUGACUUUGAUAUUGGACUUCUUUUCAUUCCUGCAUUAGUAACUCAUAACUAAUUGAUCUUUUCCCUAAUCUUCAUUAGUGAUGUUGCUUAAAUUAUAAAGAACAGUAAUACAGUAUUAGUAAUAGUUCCAUCAGUAUGCUAAAAGCUUUAUCUCCUUUUACUCCUUCAUUUUUAAUCCAAAUAGGACCUUCCCUGAAGGAUUGGGUUAUGAGUACAAUGAAUUUAAGUUGGUCUAGUAUGCAAUAUUAUGAUUUAAAAGCUUUUCUCAAUGGCCAAGUGGAUAAGGAAUUCUAUGAAAUUCUACAAAUACCAAGAGGUAUUUCAGUCAUUUAUAAAUAUUGUCUACCUUCUGUAUGCAUAAAAUGUCAUAGAUUGGUGCCAGCAAACAAACACACAUAUCACCCAUGAAGACUGGCCUCAAAGAACUUACUGGUACAUUCUAGAAGA
Messenger RNA from Callithrix jacchus (white-tufted-ear marmoset), 28059 nucleotides. RefSeq lists its product as uncharacterized. The record is from RefSeq and is a predicted model, not a curated record. NCBI's taxonomy places the organism in Eukaryota, Metazoa, Chordata, Mammalia, Primates, Cebidae.